AGCAUUUCUGACACAACGAUAGCACUGUUGGCACCAGGCAGUGAAGCCACAGAUGCUGCACGGUGGUGGGAGGGUGAGUGUCCUCUCAGACGGUGGGCCCAGAGCUGUCCUGCUUUCCACAGGCUGCUCCAAAAGGCUCCUACAAUUGCUGCAGUCAGCCACGGUGGACUCCAAGAACUCACCUGAGCCUUGCCAAGGUAAAUGGGAUACACUGGAGCCAAGAGUAUCUGAGGGACUCGAAUCACGAUGCUUGCAGUAUGGAUCACUACUCUUUUUCUUCUUGAUGCAGCCAAAGGAAGGGAGGUGUGCUACAACAGGCUUGGAUGCUUUACUGACAAUCCCCCUUGGUCCGGGAUCCCGGGCAGAGAGCUGGCAGGCGUGCCCAGCUCUCCAGCAGCUGUGAACACUAAUUUCCACCUUUACACUAGGGACAACAUCAGGAACUACCAAAAAAUUUCUGCUUCAAAUCCCUCAACUAUCAAAACUUCAAACUUUCAAGCAUACAGGAAAACUCGCUUCGUUAUUCAUGGCCACCUUGCUGGAGCAGACCUGCCCUGGAUAGCAAGCAUGUGCAGAUUCAUGCUUCAUGUUGAAGAUGUGAACUGCAUUCUGACUGACUGGAGAGAUGGUUCCAGUGGUUUGUACACGGACGCAGUCAACAAUGUCCGCAUUGUGGGGGCUGAGCUGGUCUAUCUUGUGAACUUGCUUGAGAAAGACUAUGGAUACUCUCCUGCCAACAUUCAUUUCAUUGGCCAUAGUCUUGGAGCACAUGCUGCAGGAGAGGCAGGGAGACGAAAACCUGGCAUUGGAAGAAUAACAGGUUUGGAUCCAGCUGGACCUCUUUUCCAGUACACUCCCCCAAUGGUUAGGCUGGAUCCUUCAGAUGCAAAAUUUGUUGAUAUAAUUCACACUCAUGCUGGCCAUCUCUUCUUUGACUUUGCUCCUGGGAUUCUUCAGACUUGUGGCCACCUGGAUUUCUACCCAAAUGGUGGGAAGAAAAUGCCAGGAUGCAGGCAGCUUCGUGUACCUCCAGCAGUUCGGAACAUCAAUGACCUUAUGAGAACAUAUAGAUCUCUUGGAUGUGGACACAAAAGAAGCCUCCGGUAUUAUGCUGAAAGUAUUAUCACUCCAAAUGGAUUUGUUGGCUACCAGUGUGAAACAUACCGAGCUUUUAUAUCGGGAGCCUGCUUCCCAUGCCCGAAGGGAGGAUGCCCACUGAUGGGUCAUUAUGCUGAUGUGUUUUCUCACAAAACUGAAAAAGAACAUCAAAAGGUUUAUUUAAACACAGGACCCCACUCUCCAUUUGCUCGCUGGCGAAAAGAGAUACGUGUCAAACUAUCUGCAACAGAAACCAUGAAGGGAAAUAUAGAUGUAGCCUUGACUGGAACUAAUGGGAUCAGGAGAAAAUACACAAUUGACAAGGGAACUUUCAAGCCAGGGAACACAUACUUGAACUAUAUUGAUACAGACAUUUCUGGGAACAUUUCAAAAGUUGAGUUUCGGUGGAAUAAGCAUCUAGGUCAUGUACACCAAGGCUGCAUGGGAGCAGAAGAAGUCAUAAUAAUAUCUGGGGGAGAUGGAAACGUCUGCAUUCUGUGGCCGUGGAUCCGUGCAGCCGAGCACAUGGCAGACCCUGAUGCUUUGCUAGGGCUGGGGGACAAACGGCACGGCACUGGCUAUAGAAAACCAUGUUACUUCAGCCAGACUUUUGAAGCUCCUCCAGCACAGAUUGAAAAUUUACAGUUCCUAAUACAAAAUCUGUAUUUCAAAAUCAGUGUUGUCCGCUUGUAUCCAAACAGGGGAGCUACACUGCCUUUCCUCCCUGAAGAACAUCAUUUUAGCAACACAUCCAAAAGACUGCUUAGGAGCUGGAACUGCGUACCAGGUUGCACAGUAUCCUCUGAGAAACGCAACCAUCACAGAUUGCCACCUGUCAAGUAGGACAGCUGAAUGCACAGCAAAACAUUUGAUGAUUGCCAUUUUCAGUCACCUGCUCUACUGAGCUCUGCUGAUGAGCUGAGGCUCUUUCUCUGUACCUGGAAUAGGUACCACCUUUACGUACUACUAAUAAGGUACUAUUAAGGAUACUGAAUUUUCUGGCAGCCUUCAAAUUAACAGUUUUCUUUUUACCAAUGAAGCUGAAUUUUCCAGCUGUACUUCGCCCUUCAAAAGGGCCAAGACCUUUAAGACCUCCCACGGUUUUAGGGAAAUUAUCUUGGAAAAAUAUUUAGGAUCACAGUUAUUCUCCCUGUGUAAGGAACAUACUAUAUCCUUUUCUGAGAUACAAAACUUCCCCAUGUGGGAAUUCUGUUGAUGCUGAAGUUAAGCCUGAGCUGCAGUGUUUGCAUAUAAUAUUGCCCUCCCAAAUUUGGGAAUGUCUUGAUUAGAUUAUUUAACAAAAUCAGGCUACCAAGACUAUUUUUGGUUCAGUGUAAGCUUCCCACAAAAUUCCUUUUGGAUUUUGUUACCCGCUGUGGUUUAAGAAAUACAGCUAAUUGUUAAACUUUGUAAUAGGUUUGUCAUUUGGGCACAGAAAUCCUAUAUGAGAAUCAUGUUGGGCAAUGCUGCUCUGUCCCAUCCCAACAACUGGCUAUUCCAGAAUAGUUCCAAUGAGGUUCACCAGAAGGUGUUAAUGAGAUGAGUUACACAAGGCUAAACAUGAGUGAUAAACAGGUGUGUUUUAAAUUAAGGAGCAAUAAUUU
Messenger RNA from Gallus gallus (chicken), 2702 nucleotides. RefSeq names its product pancreatic triacylglycerol lipase-like. NCBI's taxonomy places the organism in Eukaryota, Metazoa, Chordata, Aves, Galliformes, Phasianidae. Gene Ontology annotation, molecular function: protein binding; triacylglycerol lipase activity. The record is from RefSeq and is a predicted model, not a curated record. The transcript has 13 exons. The coding region runs from base 247 to 1941 and encodes 564 amino acids. Gene Ontology annotation, biological process: lipid metabolic process.